ACCCAUUGCCAGCGUCUCCUGCUCGGUACGGGACGCCCCACCUGGCCUCAGUCAGCUUCUCCUGCCCCGGGCCCGGCCAGCAGCAGCGGACUCCCUACCCCUGGUGGAUGAGAGACGGUGCAGCGGGUCGCUCGGCUCCCAGCACACCUCCGACAGGCGCUCGGUCCCCGCAGGACUCUCUCACUCGGCACCGGAGCAGCGGCACAAGUCCCAGACGCAGACAUGGCUCUGAAGAUUGUCAAGGGGAGCAUCGAUCGGAUGUUCGACAAGAAUCUCCAGGACUUAGUACGUGGCAUCAGGAACCACAAGGAGGAUGAGGCCAAGUACAUCUCCACGUGCAUCGAUGAGAUCAAACAGGAGCUCAAGCAGGACAACAUCGCCGUCAAAGCCAAUGCUGUGUGCAAGCUCACCUAUCUUCAGAUGCUGGGCUAUGACGUCAGCUGGGCCGCAUUCAACAUUGUUGAAGUCAUGAGCUCCUCGAAGUUCACAUACAAGAGGAUUGGCUACCUGGCGGCUUCUCAGUGCUUUCACGAGAGCACCGAUGUCAUCAUGCUGACAACCAAUCAGAUCCGAAAGGAUCUCAGCAGUCCCAACCAGUACGACACAGGUGUUGCCCUCACUGGCCUCUCCUGUUUUGUGACCCCUGACCUCGCUCGGGACCUGGCCAAUGACAUCAUGACACUGAUGUCGCACACUAAACCCUACAUCAGGAAGAAAGCUGUGCUGAUCAUGUACAAAGUGUUCCUCAAGUACCCGGAGUCCCUGCGCCCUGCUUUCCCCAGGCUUAAAGAGAAACUGGAAGAUCCAGACCCAGGCGUCCAGUCAGCAGCAGUAAAUGUCAUCUGUGAGCUGGCCCGCAGAAAUCCCAAGAACUACCUGUCACUGGCACCGCUCUUCUUCAAACUCAUGACGUCCUCUACUAACAACUGGGUCCUCAUCAAGAUCAUCAAGCUGUUUGGUGCGCUCACACCACUCGAGCCACGGUUGGGGAAGAAGCUGAUCGAACCUCUGACUAACUUAAUCCACAGUACCUCCGCCAUGUCUCUGCUGUAUGAAUGUGUCAACACCGUGAUUGCAGUGUUGAUUUCUCUGUCCUCGGGGAUGCCUAACCACAGUGCUAGUAUCCAGCUCUGUGUGCAGAAACUGCGAAUCCUGAUCGAAGACUCGGACCAGAACUUGAAGUACCUGGGCCUGCUGGCCAUGUCAAAGAUCCUGAAGACCCACCCCAAGUCAGUGCAGUCUCACAAGGACCUCAUCCUCCAGUGUCUGGACGACAAGGAUGAGUCCAUCCGCCUUCGAGCUCUUGACCUGCUCUAUGGCAUGGUUUCUAAGAAGAACUUGAUGGAGAUCGUAAAGAAGCUGAUGCUGCACGUGGACAAAGCAGAAGGAACCACCUACAGAGACGAGCUUCUCACCAAGAUCAUUGACAUCUGCAGCCAGAGCAACUACCAGUACAUCACCAACUUCGAAUGGUACAUCAGUAUCCUGGUGGAGCUGACCCGGUUAGAGGGCACGCGGCACGGCCACCUCAUUGCCUCUCAGAUGUUGGAUGUUGCUAUUCGGGUUAAAGCCAUCAGGAUCUUCGCCGUGGCCCAGAUGGCUACUCUGCUGGACAACGCCCACCUGCUGACCGGCAACAUGCAGCGGAACGGCAUCUGUGAAGUGUUGUACGCUGCAGCCUGGAUCUGCGGCGAGUUCUCAGAACACCUGGAGAACCCAAUGCAGACGCUGGAGGCCAUGCUACGGCCAAAGGUGGCCACCCUCCCCGGCCACAUACAGGCAGUGUACGUGCAGAAUGCUGCCAAGCUGUUUGCCACCGUGCUGAAGAGCCAGGAGGGGAACACUGAAAGCACACCGGCACAGGAGACCAGCCAGCUGAUGGUUGAGAGGCUACCAGUGUUCGUCCAGAGCGCCAACCUGGAGGUGCAAGAGAGGGCGUCUUGCAUCCUGCAACUUGUCAAGUACAUCCAGAAACUGCAGCAGAAGGAUGUAGAAGUAGCAGAGGAAGUGAGUGCUCUGUUUGCUGGAGAACUCAACCCUGUGGCCCCCAAGGCACAGAAGAAAGUGCCUGUUCCUGAAGGUUUGGACUUGGACGCCUGGAUCAACGAGCCUCCGUCUGAGAGCGAGUCUGAGGAUGAGCAGCCCAAGGCUAUUUUCACCAGGGAGGAGACCAAACACUCCCGCCCCCGUCACACAGAGGUGGACGAGAAGGAACUGGCAAAGAGGAGAGAAGUCAGAAAGCAGGAGCAAGCCAACAACCCGUUCUACAUCAAGGCCUCCCCGUCCUCUCAGAAGGUUUAUCAGGACACCCAUGGAGUGGAGCACAUCCCAGUUGUGCAGAUUGACCUCAGUGUGCCUCUCAAAGUCCCAGGUCUGCCUAUGUCUGACCAGUACGUCAAGCUGGAGGAGGAGCGCCGGCAGAAGGAUAGAGCCGACAAGAAGAAGAAGAAGAAGGAGAAGAGGAAAGACAAGCGCACUGGACGAGGGAAGAGACAUGACUCCGGCCCAGAGAGCGAGGAGGACAUCACCCCUGCGCAUAUGGUCGACAUAGUUACUGAGGAGAUGCCAGAGAAUGCCUUACCCAGUGAUGAUGAUGACAAAGACCCCAAUGACCCUCACAAAGCGCUGGACAUCGACCUGGACAACUUGUUGGAGACGGCUGGGCGCAGGCCUCUUGCGGACAGCGAGAAGCUACCAGUCAGGUCGCACCGUGCAGCAGAGGCUCUAAAAAGCCCCGGCGAAGAUGGAGACGCAGUGAGUGCCGCCACACUUGAGCCCAGGAAGAAGAGAAGCAAAGAAAAGAGGGAGGAGAAGAAAAAGGAUAAAGACGGAGAUAGGAAGAAGAGCAAAGAAGAGAAGAAGAAGAAAAAACACAGACAUGAAGAUAAGGAGGAGAAUCUUCUCAGCGGUCAGGCAGACGAACCUGUGGUCCAAUCAGAAGAAAGCAGUCAGGUGGCGGCACCGCCCACAUCAACCAGCGCUGAGGUUUCGGAUCUGGAUUUCUGGCUCUCAAACGCUCCAGUGCCCUCUAACACCCAGGAAGCAGCAACAGUAGCAGCAGCAGCAGAAGUAGCCCCUGUGCCCGAGGCGGUCUCAGGCACGGCGCCAGACUCGGAGCCUGAUGAGCCUAAAGAUGCCGAGAUGGAGGAGACUAAGUCCUCCAAACACAAGAAGAAGAAGCAGAAGAAGGAGAAGGAAGAGAAGGAGAAGAAAAAGAAGAAGAAGCAUCAUCAUCAUCAUCGCCACAGUGACGCAGGUGGCGAAGAGUCUGUGCAGAAUGGCACUGUGGAGGAGGAAGAGCCUCUGCCGUCCAUGUCCAAUUACUGCCUGCUGGCGGAGAACUCCUACAUCAAGAUGAUGAUGGAAGAUGCUGAUCAGGUUUAUGACAUCCAGGGGAACCUUCAGGAUGGCAGUCAAGUCGUGGUGUCUGUUAUAUUUGAAAACAAGUGUGACAGCUUCCUCAAAUCCAUGGAGUUCAACGUCCUGGACUCGCUCAACUCCAAGCUGCAGAGGCCAGAGGGCUCGGGUCCACAUGAUGGCCUCACCGUCCCCUUCCAGCUUCCACCAGGGGUGUCCAAUGAGGCGCGAUUUGUCUUCACCAUGCAGAGCAUUGUGAUGCCCCAGAAGCUGAAGGGAACACUCACCUUCAUUGUCAAGAAUGACGACUCCUCUACUCAUGAGAAACUGGACUUCAAACUGCACUUUACCUGCACCUCCUACCUAAUUUCCACUCCUUGCUACAGUGAUGCGUUUGCAAAGCUGCUGGAGUCAGGGGACCUGAAGAGCAGCUCUGUCAAACUGGAGGCUGUCGUUAUGCCCUUCCACCACCUACUAGCCAGGGUCUGCUUCCACCACCACUUCUCAGUUGUGGAGAGGAUCGACUCCUGUGCCUCCAUGUACAGCAGGACUAUCCAGGGUCACCACGUCUGUCUGCUAGUCAAAACUGCUGAUCAGACAGUUUCCAUCGACGCUAAAUGUGACGAGCCGACGCUGCUUGGGAAUGUGCUGGAUGAGAUCAAGCAGACCUUCUCUCAGUGCUGAUUGUGUCUGACAGCCCCGGGGUGCCCCCCACCGCCGGCCACAUCAACCCGUGCCCCCCCCCACCUCUCCCUUACUGAAACACAGUAUAAUCAUAUUAUGAAACACUGAGGCUGGCACUUCCAUCACCGUUCCUCUGGUCCUGAAAUUUCCAACAUUUCUUUCCCCCUUACCUUCCUUCCACUUCAGCAUUCUACAGUCUGUUUUUUCCUCUGAGCUCUGUGGUCGCUCUCCCGACUCUCGAUGUUGUUUUACAGACUCGCUGUGUCCACGCUCCGUCUUCACUGCAAUGCACUUUCAUCUUCCCUCCUGGUUUUAUUCAGCUCCUCACAGCCGCCCCCUGUUUCCAGCCCCCGACUCUGUACUUUUGCUCCUGUUUCUGGACGCCCUGCGUACUCUGCUCUUUCCUGUAUACCUAUACGCCCUCUACUCUGUCGGCAAUUCAGUCUACGACAGUCAUGUAAUGUAAUGUUGAAAACUGGACUUUUGUUGUUGAUGGUUGAAUUGUGUUUUUACCGUUUUGAAGUUUUUGUUUGUUUGCUUAUUUCUGUUCAUUUUAUUUGUCUAAAGCCUUCCUGCGCCUUUGUCUCACCCCCGUCUGUCUGCUCACUAAAUAUCUAUGUAGGCCUGGAACAACCAUGUGACCGAAUCCUUCUCUGAUUGGUCCUAGCUGGAGAAAAAAAAUGGGGAGUGUAACUUGCUCACCCACCUCUGAUAAGGUGCCUAGAGGAGACCAGAUACUAGGUGACUGCAGUGAGAAUAGUGCAGAGAUUAAACCAAAGCUACAUACAAGGCCAGGGUCUUGAACUAGUAUCAGAGCUGUUCCCCUGUUGCCUUUCUGGCGAGGCUUGGCACAGAUCGGCCUGUGCGAGUGUAGCGGAACGAUUGGUACUAGGGAGGACUUGUGCAGCAGACCAGUGGUUUUGCUCUGUGCCUUUAGUCGUGCUGUCGGACCUACUCCAGCGCUUCGGGAUUCUCAUAGAGCCCAACCUCCCUCUCCUGCGUAUUCGCUCCCUCGUCCAACUGUGCCACGCUGCAGUUUGCCCCAAUCCUCCUCCUUCCCCACCACCACAAGAACAUCCAACAUAUCAUUCCUGUCACUAAUCUAUGAAGAAAUUGGAAGAAUGUAAAAUGAAUGGAAAGAAACUGUCAACCGAUCAGAAGUGUGCUGUGAGAUUUCUGUUUCAGUUUGCUGUCAGGCCAAUGCCGCCUUCCUCAGCCUCUGCUUCGACUUCAGGAUGGAGUUCUUAGUUGUAAACGAGAUGUUACAUUGUAAUUAUACAGAAGCAUUGUCUUAUUUUUUAAGAAGCUGCCGUGGUGCUGACCGCCUUCAUGUGUGUCACCACAUGAACACGUUUGUGACAGAAUAAUCUGAAAAACACGAGAGCCGCUGAUGUUACAUCACUGUCUUGCCACCAAUGACUUGCUGAAGGAUGACAUAGUUACACUGUCAACCUCUCUGCAUUUUUUAAACCAGCUGCUCUGCAUAUCAGGUUGCUGUAGUUGUUCUCUCUGUAAGCAGAGACUGUGAAAUGGUCGGUGGUUUUAGGUUCUCCUAAAUUAGCAAGGCAACGUGGCUUCCACGCUCUGUCAACAGCAGAACAGAGUUUUGCCUGUCUCCAUGUGUUAUCAUGUGGAACAUAUGUGUCUGUGCCACUUUCGCAUCACGGUAGCUGCACUCAGGCUGCCUGACACUCAGCCGGCGUGCAUCCAGAUAAAUCCCUGAUGUUUCUUCUCCCUUGUUAGAAACUGCCUUGCCACUGUUUUGUGCAUCGUGAACGAGAAAGGCCGAUCUUUAAAAGAAACUGCCUCCUCUCAGAAGUCUCUCAAAGGUACUUGGAUGUUUUUGUUUGCGUCUUCAUCUCACUACAUAGUGCAGCACGACUUAAUCCCAGUAGUAGCAAGAUAAAAAACCUACUUGGUAGCGUCUCUGUUCAUAUAGCCUGAUAAGGCCCCUUCACAUCUCUGCUUUUGUAGAUAACAACUAUAUGAUGUCUGUGACCUUAGGGUCAGAUCAGCCAUUCCACGAGAUCUUCUGUCCAGUAAUAGUGUCUGAAUACAGAGGUGAUCAGCUGUAUAUCAGGAAUGUCAAUAGGAAAGGAGUAUUUAUGUCAUCCCUGUUUGUUCCUGAAAAUGACUGAUAUCAGUGAAAAUGGGAAAAAAAAAAACAACUUCCCUAAUCAUACAUUGUCCUUUUAGUAUUUUCUUGUGCAUAAUGUUUGAUUAAAUUUGUAUAAUGCAUGAUUAGGAAUGUACUCUUUUUAUUUCCUGUUCAUCGGACAUGCUAACACAAACAAAAACAGUGUCAUUCCAUCUUGUCCUUUUUUCCAUUUUUUUUUAUUAUUAUUAUUAUACAGUUCAGUUGACCAUUUUCUGUUUUGAUGGUAUUCUGUUUUUAUCUAUUCUAAAACCAUUCAUUUGAAGAAAUGAAAAAAAGAUACUGUUGAAUGUUUUAAAUUAUUAAACACAGGGGGAGGGAAGGGGGUUCUGUUUGCUGUCAUGACCACAGGGCUUGGGGCUCCGAAUAGUAAGUUGACGAACACGGGUCACGAUGUGAAGCAGUGUACUGAGAGACAACCCACUCUUGUCUUAAAUCUCUAUUGGUUCAGUUGUAGUGAGUUAUUUUACUGACGUUGGCUUGUGAGAUUGAUUUAUACUCCGAUAUGACUCUGAUUUCUGAAGGUCCUGUCUUUUCAUUUCUCCAUAACUCAGUUCUCCAGCUGUGUAACGUAAAAUGUUUUAAAGGGGGCAACAUCAAUGAUCCACAUUCCCUUUAAAGAAAGUCCAACCCAAAUUAAAAAUAAAGGCUUUAAGAAGCUGC
Limanda limanda (common dab) is the source of this 6859-nucleotide messenger RNA. It is a transcript of the gene ap3d1, whose product is annotated as adaptor related protein complex 3 subunit delta 1. Lineage: Eukaryota; Metazoa; Chordata; Actinopteri; Pleuronectiformes; Pleuronectidae. The record is from RefSeq and is a predicted model, not a curated record. Gene Ontology annotation, cellular component: AP-3 adaptor complex; presynaptic endosome; terminal bouton. The transcript is spliced from 35 exons. Gene Ontology annotation, biological process: Golgi to vacuole transport; neurotransmitter receptor transport, postsynaptic endosome to lysosome; synaptic vesicle budding from endosome. Bases 223 to 4041 code for a protein of 1272 amino acids.